Molecule: messenger RNA, 573 nt
Organism: Chrysochloris asiatica (Cape golden mole)
Lineage: Eukaryota; Metazoa; Chordata; Mammalia; Afrosoricida; Chrysochloridae
Gene: RNF4
Product: ring finger protein 4
Exons: 7
Coding region: 1-573 (190 amino acids)
Biological process (GO): positive regulation of transcription by RNA polymerase II
Molecular function (GO): zinc ion binding; transcription factor binding
Source: RefSeq, a predicted model, not a curated record
AUGAGCACGAGAAAGCGUCGUGGUGGAACAAUAAAUUCUAGACAAGCCCAGAAGCGAACUCGAGAAGCUCUCUCCACACCGGAAAUGGCCGUGGAAGCAGAACCCAUAGAACUUGAGGAAAGUGCUGGAGAUGAAAUAGUGGACCUCACCUGUGAGUCCUUGGAGCCUGUGGUUGUUGACCUGACCCACAAUGACUCUGUUGUGAUUGUUGAAGAAAGGCGGCGGCCCCGGAGGACAGCAAGGAGACUACGCCAGGAACACACCGACAGCUGUGUGGUGAGCAGUGAUGAUGAUGACUCGUCCAGAGACCGAGAUGUGUAUGUGACCCCACACACGCCCAGAAACACCAGGGAGGAGGGCACGGUGGGACUCAGGCCUUCCGGCACUGUCAGCUGUCCUAUCUGCAUGGAUGGGUACUCCGAGAUUGUGCAGAACGGACGUCUCAUCGUUUCCACUGAAUGUGGGCACGUCUUCUGCAGCCAGUGCCUCCGUGAUGCCCUUAAAAAUUCCAACACCUGCCCAACAUGUAGGAAAAAGAUCAACCACAAGCGGUACCACCCCAUUUAUAUAUGA